AAAUAAUACGGGAUUACCCGUGAAAUUUCCCAAAACAAAACCAUAUAAGAAAAAGAAGAAAGAAAAACGAACAAAAAAUUGUGAAGAUUGAGUUAAGCUAAAAACUAUUCUGCAGAAGAUAGAAGUAUUUGAGAGAAGUCCUUCAACAACGUUCUAUAAACAUAUCACACAUGAUAUUCUAAUAUACAAAUACAACCAGUAGUGUACACGAUGAAGGAGAAGCAGCUUGAUGAUGGAGGUGAUACUAAUAAAGGCCGAAACUUUGAAGUGGACCCCAAUCUUCCUAAAUCUUUUUGUCAGAAUUGUCGUCAUCCUCUUUCCAUCGUCGGAGUCGUCGAUUCUUUCGGGUUACAGGGCUCAUCACUCCAAGGAGCAGGCAGUGUAUUGGCUUCCUCACAUAUGGACCAUUCGUUUGUCGUGUUGCCAAAGCAAAAGUCUCAGACACCUGGUGCUUCUCCUCGUCCCCGAGGCGGUGGGGUUCAGCAGGAAACGUCUCCGUCUGGUAAGAUGAUGGAUGAGUCGUUUGUGGUGUUGCCUCCAGCGCCUGCUUCUGUAUAUCGGAGUGAGUCCCAAGCUGAUGGUAGUGGAACACAUGCUCAAUCUGUUGAUGGCAGUCCUAGUAACCAGUUAAACCCAGCUACUUCUGGGUUUCACUCGACGAUAACUGUCCUUAAACGUGCUUUUGAAAUUGCAACCGCGCAUACCCAGGUGGAGCAGCCACUGUGCCUCGAGUGCAUGAGGGUGCUGUCAGAUAAGCUUGAUAAGGAGGUUGAAGACGUCGAUAGGGACGUAAAAGCUUAUGAAGCCUGUCUUCAGCGGUUGGAAGGUGAAACUCGUGAUGUUCUUAGUGAGGCUGACUUCCUCAAGGAAAAAUUAAAGAUUGAGGAGGAAGAAAGGAAACUUGAAGCUGCGAUUGAAGAAACUGAGAAGCAGUGCUCAAAAGUAAAUGCUGAACUGAAAGAAUUGGAGACGAAGUCUAGCCGCUUUAAAGAGUUGGAGGAAAGGUACUGGCAUGAGUUUAAUAAUUUCCAGUUUCAACUAAUAUCACAUCAGGAAGAGAGAGAUGCUAUAUUGGCAAAAAUCGAAGUCUCGCAGGCACAUCUGGAUUUGUUGAAGCGGACAAAUGUCCUAAAUGAUGCCUUCCCGAUCUGGCAUGAUGGAGAAUUCGGGACAAUAAAUAACUUCCGACUUGGACGUCUCCCUAAAGUUCCGGUUGAGUGGGAUGAGAUAAAUGCCGCUUGGGGCCAAGCCUGCCUUCUUCUCCACACAAUGUGUCAAUAUUUUACGCCAAAAUUUCAUUACAGGGUAAAAAUACUUCCUAUGGGAAGCUAUCCACGGAUUAUGGAUACAAGUAAUAACACUUAUGACCUGUUUGGGCCUGUAAACUUGUUCUGGAGCACUCGCUAUGACAAAGCAAUGACACUGUUCUUGACAUGCUUAAAGGAUUUCUCAGAGUUUGCCCGGAUGAAGGAUCUGGAGAAUAAUGUACCUCCUGAUAAAUGCUUCAAGCUGCCAUAUAGAAUUGAGAAUGAUAAAGUGGAAGCCUACUCAAUAACACAAAGUUUUAACAAGCCAGAGAACUGGACCAAAGCUCUUAAGUACACUCUCUGCAACUUAAAAUGGGCACUCUAUUGGUUUGUUGGCAACACAAGCUUUCAGCCUCUCUCUGGUUCUUCCCAAGCUGAUGCCACUGCUGCAGGCACUUCAUAUGUAAAGCGCAGUACCAACUCCAACUCUGAUUCUCGAUUUCCAUCUGGUCAAUGAUUUAGAUACCGACAAUUUGGUUCGACUACAUGUAUAUAUAUAGAUGAGAUCUUUGACAAGCUAGCUGAGUAGCGUAUUUCUGUACAGCUUUGAAAAUUCAUAAGUCGUACUCUUUUUUUUUUCUUUUUUCUUUAUCCCCUUCACACUUAGAACCUUGUUAGAUUUAUGUGAAUGUAAAUUUUUUACAUAAUAAUCUAUUCUCAGAAUUUUUACUAUUA
Molecule: messenger RNA, 1982 nt
Organism: Beta vulgaris subsp. vulgaris (sugar beet)
Lineage: Eukaryota; Viridiplantae; Streptophyta; Magnoliopsida; Caryophyllales; Amaranthaceae
Product: beclin-1-like protein
Exons: 10
Coding region: 211-1764 (517 amino acids)
Biological process (GO): late endosome to vacuole transport; autophagosome assembly; autophagy
Cellular component (GO): phosphatidylinositol 3-kinase complex, class III, type I; phagophore assembly site; phosphatidylinositol 3-kinase complex, class III, type II
Source: RefSeq, a predicted model, not a curated record